AUGGUGAACUCCAUGGUAUAUCACGGCCUGUCUUUGAAUAGCUCAAAUCUCGGCACCAACGACUACGUCGCUUUUGCCAUUACGGGUGGUAUCGAGAUCCCGGCCUACAUCAUGGAUAUUUUCAUCGUCGAGUUCUUUGGCCGGAGGUUAAGUCUUUUCUUCUGUUUGAUGCUAGGUGGGUACUGUCUGAAUAUCAUUGUAGCCACCGGCGUUGCCCUGACAACUGUUUCUAUGAUAGGAAAGUUCGGGAUCGCAGGCUCGUUUGCAAUCAUAUAUCUCUACACCGUGGAGCUUUAUCCAACAAAUAUAAGGGGCGUUGCCAUAGGCAGCUGCUCUAUGUUUUCCCGGGUAGCGACAAUAUCAGCACCUCUUGUCCUCAUCCUCGCAAAAUAUUGGGAUCCACUUCCUCUUGUCAUCUACGGUUCGCUAUCCGUCAUCGCUUCACUGUCUGCUCUUGCAUUGCCCGAGACUCGAGGCAAGAAACUCCCAGAGACACUGGAAGAAGGAGAACAGUUUGGUUUGAAUGAUGGAGAGAAGGGCGAAACCACAGCUGAGACCGUUCACGACAACCCAGCAUUCAGCAUGAAAGACGAGAAAUGA
Strongylocentrotus purpuratus (purple sea urchin) is the source of this 600-nucleotide messenger RNA. RefSeq names its product organic cation transporter protein-like. Bases 1 to 600 code for a protein of 199 amino acids. Gene Ontology annotation, molecular function: transmembrane transporter activity. NCBI's taxonomy places the organism in Eukaryota, Metazoa, Echinodermata, Echinoidea, Camarodonta, Strongylocentrotidae. Gene Ontology annotation, biological process: transmembrane transport. The transcript has 4 exons. The record is from RefSeq and is a predicted model, not a curated record.